This is a messenger RNA of Humulus lupulus (European hop), 462 nucleotides long. RefSeq lists its product as uncharacterized. The transcript has a single exon. Bases 1 to 462 code for a protein of 153 amino acids. The record is from RefSeq and is a predicted model, not a curated record. Lineage: Eukaryota; Viridiplantae; Streptophyta; Magnoliopsida; Rosales; Cannabaceae.
AUGAUGAAUGACUCAAACCUUAUUAAUGUUUUACUAGCAAAUGAAAAACUCACUAGUGAUAAUUUUAUGAAAUGGAAAUCAAACAUGAACAUUGUGUUGAAUUGUGAGUUUUACAAGUUUGUCUUUACUGAGGAAUGUCUUGAGGUCCCUACUGCCACUGCUCCCAAAACUACAAGGGAGAAGUAUGAUGCUUGGAUUUUAUCCAACAACAAGGCUAAAUGCUACAUGCUUGCUAGUAUGAGUGAUGUACUCAGAAAGAAGCAUGAGGACAUGGAGACUGCAUAUGAAAUAUGGGAGUCUCUUCAAGCCAUGUUUGGACAGCAGUCCGACCAAUGCAGACAUGAGGCUACUAGAGCCUAUAUGAACAUGAGAAUGAAGAAAGGAAAUUUUAUCAUAGAACAUGUUCUAAACAUGAUCAAAACACUGCAUGAUGCAGAAAUUCAUGGAGCAACCAUUUAUUAG